Molecule: messenger RNA, 2956 nt
Organism: Numida meleagris (helmeted guineafowl)
Lineage: Eukaryota; Metazoa; Chordata; Aves; Galliformes; Numididae
Gene: PLPP3
Product: phospholipid phosphatase 3
Exons: 6
Coding region: 380-1270 (296 amino acids)
Biological process (GO): canonical Wnt signaling pathway; phospholipid dephosphorylation; phospholipid metabolic process
Molecular function (GO): phosphatidate phosphatase activity
Source: RefSeq, a predicted model, not a curated record
GAGGUUUGGGGCACAGCCCUGCGGGUUCGGGGUGCUCCGAGAGCGGGCCCAGCACCCCUCGCCCGCGGCUCCGCGCUGCAGCUCCAGGUGGAGGCAGUGCGCUGCGCUCCGCGCUGGGGAAAGAGAGGGGAACUGUUCUCCCCGCAGCUCCUUCUCGGGGCUCGGUUGCAGCAGCGGGUCCGGUUUCCUCGCGCUCUCCUCGCGCGGUGCGUUUGUUUAAAGGCUGCUUUGAAGCGCUCGCGGGCAUCCCUCGGUCACGCUGGCGGAGCUUUGCUUGCCAGCCCGCUUGGCUUUUUUGGAAGUGGCACUGCACGCACGGAAGCUGUCAGCAGGCCGUCUCCGAGAGGCUUUGCAUGCCAAAACAUCCCCCGGUUGGACGAUGGCUGCAAUGCUGAAUGUUGAAUUGACAGAUGCAGGCAGGGGAAAUCAACCGGCUUCCAACAAAGAGAUUAAUAACACGACAGCACCUGGGCUGCCCUUUCUCAUCAUUGAAACAAGCACAAUCCAGCCCUACCAGCGGGGCUUCUACUGCGAUGACGACAGCAUCAGGUACCCACUGAAGUCAAUGGAGACAAUCAACGACGCAGUGCUGUGUGCUGCGGGCAUCCUCAUCGCCAUCCUUGCUAUCAUCACAGGAGAGCUCUACCGCAUCCACUACCUGAAGGAGAAGUCGCACUCCUUUAUCCAGAACCCUUAUGUGGCAGCUCUCUACAAGCAAGUGGGCUGCUUCGUUUUUGGCUGUGCCAUUAGCCAGUCCUUCACAGACAUUGCCAAAGUGUCCGUCGGGCGCUUGCGGCCACAUUUCCUUGAGGUUUGUGACCUGGAUUUCUCCACCAUCAACUGCUCGAAGGGGGUUUACAUCCAGAACUACACCUGCAGGGGAAGUGACAGCAAAGUCCAGGAAGCCAGGAAAUCCUUUUUCUCUGGGCACGCAUCCUUCUCCCUCUACACCAUGCUGUAUUUGGUGUUCUAUCUGCAGGCCAGGUUCACGUGGAAGGGCGCCCGCCUGCUCCGUCCCCUGCUGCAGUUCACACUCAUCAUGAUGGCAUUUUACACAGGCCUGUCCCGCGUGUCGGACCACAAGCAUCACCCCACCGACGUGCUGGCAGGCUUUGCACAGGGAGCCCUGGUGGCUUACUGCGUGGUGUUCUAUGUCUCUGACCUCUUCAAACCCAAGCCCAAGACCUGCCUGCCACCACCCCCCAUCCGGAAGGAGAUCCUCUCACCUGUGGACAUCAUCGAACGCAAUAACCAUCACAACAUGGUGUAGGCCUUUGAGCAAUCGGAUUGGUGUUGUAUUUUAUUUUUUAUUUUUUUUUUUGGCAAAAAAAAAUGACUGCUGACAGCAACUACCUGCUGCUCUCAAAUCUCAUCAGACAGUAGAAUGUAGGGAGAGACUUUCUUGCCCGACCGGUAAAGUCUUACUCUGUGGUCUUUUCAACUGGCGACAUUUGGAGGAAAGGAGUGGUGGUGGUGGUGAACGAAGUCAAGAGCGACAGCGAGAAACAAACACCCAGCAAAAAGCCGAGCAAGCAAAGAGGUGCCGGAGUUCUGGAUGUGCAAUUGGUUUGAGUGUUCAUGUUGUAGUGAACGCCAAAUUGUUCCUAGCGUAAAGAACACUAAGGGAUUUUGGAAAGCUGGCCAUCUUAGGGUUUUGUUGUUUUUUUUUUUAAUUAUUAUUUUUGACGAUGAAGAUUUCUAAUGCAGGCAAGAAAAAAAAAAAAACAACUCGCUAAUUAUAUAGCACUACAUGCGAGAAACAGCACUGAGUCAAGAUCUGGGAUUGGUUUGUAAGAGUUGCUUUUUUUUUUUUUUUUAUUAUUAUUUUGGAUGCUAGUUUGUUUCUGCCUCCUCUUUUCCAUACUGUGACUUAGCAUAGAAGGAGCAUGCCCAGCCGAGGAUCUCCGGAGGGUCUCUGUUCACACCACGCACCUUUCACGAGCAGUCCCGAGAUGCACGGCGAAGCUGAACAAACGCACCCUCAGAGCACAAGCCCACAUUUCUUCCUUCCCGCUCGCUUCCUGGCGAGGCUUCAUCCUGCCUGAGCCACCGGGCACACGCAGCAGCCGCAAAUGGCCCUAAAAUGGAAAAGAGCAUCCUCCGCUUCCCGGUCCUUCCCCCUCUCUGAACGGCAGCAGACUUUCUGUGUGCUCACAAUUUGGGUAGCGGCGGCUCGGCCGGAGACCUGUUCGCACUACGACCUCGGGGCUGAGUCCUGGGGAACCUUGAAUUCUGCCCUUUCGGGACGGGCUGCUGGGCGGCACGUCCCAGCCUGGGUGUCAGUCCAUUUGUAUAUCCCCCCCCCCAACCCUGCUUCUCCCAUUGGUGUCCCGGUGCUCUGCUUGGUGACACUGAUGGGAAGCCAGCUGUGCCUCUACCCAAUGUGAUUUAUAGGGUUUUUUUUUCUUUUUGCCCAGAAACCACAAGUUUUUGGCUUGCAGACCUUUCAGAGAGAUCGUUUGCAAAGGGAUCACACAAAGCAUGCAGAAUGGCCAUUUGCACAUCCUUCGUACAGAAUCCGUCCUAUCAUUUCAACUAUAGCAAGCUAUGAUUUUUUUAUAUAUAAAUAUUAUAUAAAUAAUGUAUAAAACCUUAAAAAUUAACUAUGUAAAAUAUUAUUUCUGAAACAAUUUUAGAUAUAUCCACUAUGACUAUAAACUGUGUCCUGACCUGUGUUAUUUACAUUUUGCUGCUUAAAAAAGCAUUGAAUUAAUUUUUUUAUAGUCGACUAAAAUAUUGUAGUUCUGUGGUAGGAAUAUUUUAAUGAAAAUAACUACAAUUAGAGACAUUUGUAUAAAAAAAAAUCAUAUUAAAUUGUCUGUAUUUUUGUAAUGUUCCAUUUUGUAAAGAGAAGAAUAUUCAAAGACUUUUGUAGAAUACAAAAUGAAAGUUUGUAUCUGCGAAAUUAUUGCUGUAUAAAUGUGCUUUUUAAAUAAAAGCUCAUAACACAACUAAA